Lycium barbarum (goji berry) is the source of this 1411-nucleotide messenger RNA. RefSeq names its product 3'-5' exonuclease-like. The transcript has a single exon. The record is from RefSeq and is a predicted model, not a curated record. Gene Ontology annotation, molecular function: nucleic acid binding; 3'-5' exonuclease activity. NCBI's taxonomy places the organism in Eukaryota, Viridiplantae, Streptophyta, Magnoliopsida, Solanales, Solanaceae. Gene Ontology annotation, biological process: nucleobase-containing compound metabolic process. Gene Ontology annotation, cellular component: cytoplasm; nucleus. The coding region runs from base 251 to 964 and encodes 237 amino acids.
UUAUUAUGACAGCAAACAAAUUCUCAUUAGUUGAUAUAUUAGCAAGAAAUAGGAAACAAAAGUUAUAAUUUAUUGCAGCAAACGACAAUAGUUCGAAUAGGAAAAAAAUUUGGUAACUUCCAAAUUUGGAAUUCUCAUUCCCUAUCCCACUUUAAUUAGGAGACCUCGUUUCUUAUAUAUACAGCCCCUAUUAGUUCCACUCCACAACUUACUUCAUAUUUUACAAUAGUUCUCUAGUAUUCUUUUGCCAAUGGCUGAGAUUUAUGAAGUCUCUUUCUACAGUGAUGAAAUUGAAGUUACCGUCACCAAAAACUCCUCAGUCGUUAAUACUUGGAUUGUGCAAACAGUGCAGAUGCAUCGUCGUAGGCUCCGCAAGCUCCUCGUGGGUCUUGAUAUCGAGUGGCUCCCCUGUUUCAACCCUGACGAAAACCACCCAGUCGCUCUCCUCCAGCUCUGCGUGGGGCGCCGCUGCCUUUUAUUCCAACUCCUCCACAAAGACGCUGUUCCCGGAUAUCUCAUAGACUUUCUCGGGGACCCAAAUUUCAAGUUCGUUGGGGUUGGGGUUAUGGAGGACGCUAAGAAACUGCUCCGCGAUCACAGGCUGUUCGUGGCGAAUACUGUGGAUUUGAACCGAUUGGCGUAUUCGGUUUACGGGGAAGAAGUGUAUGGGAAGAUGGGAUUGAAGAGAAUGGCGAAAGAGGUACUUGGGAAAGUAAUGGAAAAGCCAUUGAAUGUAACACUGAGUAAGUGGGAUGCUGAGGAAUUGUGUUAUGAACAAGUUGAAUAUGGUGCUAUUGAUGCUUUUGUGUCGUUUGAGAUUGGCAAGAAUUUGUUUAAUUUAGUGUGGGAAAGAGAGAAAGAGAAUCGUCGUGUUGUUAAGAGGGAAUGUUUGAAUUGCCAUUAUCAGCCAUUGUUGCUGGUACAAGAUACACAAGGGAUGUUUCGAACACCUGCUUUGUUUUGAAUCUGAAAUACUAUACAAGAAAAAUAGGUGAAAGAAUAGAUAAGAAAAUUUUCUUGUAAUACUGUAUUAGUUUGUACAUGGAACCUUUUCCUGUUUCUUGAAGAUUUAUGACACGCAUUUUUUUUUAUUUUUAUUUUUUUUUUGAGGAAACAUCGUAUGAGGAUGUCCUCAAGUUUGAGACUAUGAAGUAAUUUGCAACAUUCUUUAUUGUAUCUUGCUUUUUGUCAAGUAGUUUAUACUUUUUCGACAUCAAGUAGUUUAUACAUGUACAUAAUAUAUUUGUUUGGUACCUCCAAGUAAAGUACAGAUAGAUAGUCACAUACACUAAAAGAGUUCAAAAUAGCUUUUGGUUUCUUUUUCUCCUCACAAACCAUGACUUUCAAGGCAUCACAUGAGAUAAGAAAUUUAAAUAUGCAACUAGAAAAUCAAAUAACACACAGUUUCUCC